AUUUUUCUUCUUCGGCCUCAUGGAGGAAGUGAGAAAGUUGGCACGAUCACCCACGGCUUCCCAGGACCCGGUCACUCAGUGACAGAUGGACAAUGCAAGGAUGAGCUCCUUCCUGGAAUACCCCAUCCUUAGCAGUGGCGACUCGGGGACCUGCUCAGCGCGAACCUACUCCUCGGACCAUGGGAUUACAACUUUCCAGUCGUGCGCAGUCAGUGCCAACAACUGCAGCGGCGACGAUCGCUUCCUAGUGGGCAGGGGGGUGCAGAUCAGCUCGCCCCACCACCACCACCACCACCACCACCACCACCAUCAUCACCCUCAGCCGGCCACUUAUCAGACUUCUGGAAAUCUGGGGGUGUCUUACUCCCACUCGAGUUGUGGUCCGAGCUACAGUGCGCAGAACUUUGGUGCGCCUUACAGUCCCUAUGGGUUAAACCAAGAAGCAGACGUAAGUGGUGGGUACCCCUCGUGCGCUCCCGCUGUGUACUCUGGAAACCUCUCAUCUCCCAUGGUCCAGCAUCACCACCACCACCACCACCACCAGGGUUAUGCCGGGGGCACGGUGGGCUCGCCUCAGUACAUUCACCACUCAUACGGACAAGAGCACCAGAGCCUGACCCUGGCCACGUAUAGUAACCCUCUGUCCCCUCUCCACGCCAGCCACCAAGAAACCUGCCGCUCCCCUGCCUCGGAAACGUCUUCUCCAGCACAGACCUUUGACUGGAUGAAAGUCAAAAGAAAUCCUCCCAAAACAGGCAAAGUCGGAGAGUUUGGCUACGUGGGUCAGCCCAACGCUGUGCGCACCAACUUCACCACUAAGCAGCUCACGGAGCUGGAGAAGGAGUUCCACUUCAACAAGUACCUGACGCGGGCUCGCAGGGUGGAGAUCGCCGCGUCUCUGCAGCUCAACGAGACGCAGGUGAAGAUCUGGUUCCAGAACCGCCGCAUGAAGCAGAAGAAACGCGAGAAGGAGGGGCUCCUGCCCAUCUCUCCAGCCACCCCUCCCGGCAGCGAGGAGAAGGCUGAGGAAUCCUCUGAGAAGUCCAGCUCCUCACCCUGCGUCCCUUCGCCGGGGUCCUCUACCUCUGACACCCUACCUACCUCUCACUGA
Messenger RNA from Ochotona curzoniae (black-lipped pika), 1111 nucleotides. RefSeq names its product homeobox A1 (gene HOXA1). Gene Ontology annotation, biological process: regulation of transcription by RNA polymerase II. The record is from RefSeq and is a predicted model, not a curated record. The transcript is spliced from 2 exons. Gene Ontology annotation, cellular component: nucleus. Gene Ontology annotation, molecular function: DNA-binding transcription factor activity, RNA polymerase II-specific; RNA polymerase II cis-regulatory region sequence-specific DNA binding. NCBI's taxonomy places the organism in Eukaryota, Metazoa, Chordata, Mammalia, Lagomorpha, Ochotonidae. Bases 86 to 1111 code for a protein of 341 amino acids.